This is a messenger RNA of Homalodisca vitripennis (glassy-winged sharpshooter), 4786 nucleotides long. It is a transcript of the gene ATP8B, whose product is annotated as phospholipid-transporting ATPase ID. Gene Ontology annotation, biological process: Golgi organization; phospholipid translocation. Gene Ontology annotation, cellular component: plasma membrane. The transcript has 25 exons. NCBI's taxonomy places the organism in Eukaryota, Metazoa, Arthropoda, Insecta, Hemiptera, Cicadellidae. Bases 865 to 4419 code for a protein of 1184 amino acids. The record is from RefSeq and is a predicted model, not a curated record. Gene Ontology annotation, molecular function: ATP binding; magnesium ion binding; ATPase-coupled intramembrane lipid carrier activity.
AAUACUACUAGAGACGGGUUUGGAAAUUAUGCAAGUUGGCCACGAAAAUCCACGAUACUUUGAAUAACAGUUUUUAUCACAUUCAGGAUUGUCAAAACAUUAAAAUGAUCAAUGUUGCUCGAUAAUAUUUAUAUUUGAACCCACGAGAUUACGGACCUUUGCAGCGGGAAAUCUUAGAUCAUCUGUUCCAAUAAAACAUAUUUUAGAGAUGUUGGGAACAGAUCUACGCCAGUCUUAAAGUUAGAAACGCAACGAACCUCUGCUGACUUGAUAUACAAUUUCAAACUUCGUUGUAUGAAGACGAUUCGGUUUGCCCAAUAAACUUUAAAUGCUACCGAACAAAUUUAAUUUCUUUGGUAAACUAGCCGCAUUUAAUGCAACUUAUAAGUACUUACUAUAAAGUACUGAAACAACUUGCUUUGCUUUCUUUUGCGUUUUCCUUAACGUUCUUGUACAAUAAAAAGAUUAACUCCACUUAGUCAACUCGAGCCAAUAAAAAGGCGAGCUCAAUCAAACAUUAAUGAACUUCGAUGGCGUGAAUAAAGAAAGAUCUAGGUGGCUGUCAAUACAACGCCAAUAAGCAAAGUUAUAUGACUCAUCAAUAAUUCCGGUCAGCUGUUUUUAACGGCUAACAUUCCGAUAAUGACGACAGCUGACAGUGAAGUUGACAGCAACUGCCAUCUAUCGGCGAUGACGGGAACUAGAUAGUUUUAUUGGCCUUUGAUUUAGAUACAGCUGGCUUCCGUUGGCGCGUUCACGGAUCAGUCGGCGCGCGUUUUGUGGUUGAAUCAGUGCGCGCACGUCGUUGGAUAAUAUAUAUACAUGAUCCUCUUGCCUAAUGGGACUGUGUAGAGGUGAACCACCAUGGGCGAUGCGCACUCUAGGGGCGAAUACUCAGCUAAAGAGACACAAAGACGAAUACGUGCGAACGACCGACCAUUCAACGCCCAGUUUAAAUAUGCGAACAACGUCAUUAAGACAUCCAAGUAUUCAAUUGUCACGUUUCUACCGUUCAACCUGUUCGAGCAGUUCCAGCGCCUCGCGAACUUCUACUUCCUGUGCCUCGUCGUGCUACAGAUGAUCUCAGUUAUUUCCUCACUGACACCGAUCACCACGGCUGUGCCGCUCAUCGGGGUCCUCUCGCUCACCGCUGUCAAGGAUGCUUAUGAUGAUCUGCAACGACACCGGAGCGACUCGCAGGUGAACAAUCGGAUGGCAAAGGUGGUCCGUGCAGGCGGCAAGCGGCUCGAGGAGGAGAAGUGGUCAUGUGUCUGUGUGGGCGACAUAAUUCGUAUGGAUAACAAUCAGUUUGUGGCCGCUGACAUACUGCUUCUGUCCACCAGUGAGCCCAACGGUCUCUGCUUCAUUGAAACCAUGGAACUGGAUGGGGAAUCGAACCUGAAAUGUCGCCAGUGCCUGAUGGAAACAGCAGGCCUGGGUCAGGACGAUGUGAAACUCGGCGAGUUUGAUGGUGAGAUCAUCUGCGAGCCCCCCAACAACAAGCUGAACAAGUUCCAGGGAACUCUCAUCUGGCAGGGCACUAAGUACCCUCUGGACAAUGACCGAGUGCUCUUGCGUGGUUGUGUAUUGCGCAAUACCGAGUGGUGCUACGGUGUUGUACUGUUUGCUGGCCGAGACUCUAAACUCAUGCAGAACUCUGGCAAGACCAAGUUCAAACGGACAACCAUCGACAAGCUGCUCAACUGCAUAAUCAUUUCGAUAGUUAUGGUGCUGAUAUCAAUGUGUGCGGUUUGUUCUCUCGCCUGCCUGUUCUGGGAAACCAAGACUGGCAAGAAGUUUCAAAUUUACCUGCCGUGGACUAGUGAGGUGCCCUCUAACCAUGUGCCUGGUGCUGUGAUCAUAUCUCUCCUGGUGUUCUUCUCUUACGCCAUAGUCCUGAACACGCUUGUGCCUAUCUCACUGUAUGUCAGUGUGGAAAUAAUCCGUUUCGUCCAGAGUUUCUUCAUCAACUGGGACAUGGCAAUGUACAGUGCAUCACGCAGGAUGGCUGCUCGUGCCCACACGACUACACUCAACGAGGACCUAGGCCAGGUCCAAUACAUCUUUUCUGACAAGACCGGCACCCUUACACAGAAUAUCAUGACAUUCAACAAGUGUUCAAUAGCAGGGAAAAGCUACGGAGAGCUUGUCGACAAGGUGACGGGAGAAGUGAUCCCAGAUCCUGCGAAGAUGGCGCAGAGGGUGGACUUCUCGUUCAACCCAGAAUAUGAGCCGGAGUUCCAGUUCUUCGAUGCCUCACUGCUGGCUGACGUAAGAGCUAAGAAACCAGAGGUCUACACUUUCUUUACUCUUCUUGCUGUAUGUCACACCGUCAUGCCGGGCAGUCGUGAUGGCAAGCUUCAGUAUAAGGCUCAAUCUCCGGACGAAGCUGCACUUGUGUCAGCAGCUCGCAAUUUUGGAUUUGUUUUCAAGAACCGAACUCCUAAUUCAAUCACUGUAGAGGUGAUGGGCGUAGAGAAAGUCUAUGAAGUAUUGUGUAUCCUGGACUUCAACAAUGUCCGGAAGCGGAUGUCAGUAAUCCUGCGGCAGGGCCAGUCACUGCGGCUCUACUGUAAAGGUGCAGACAGCGUCGUCUACCAGAGAUUGAAGGGAGGAGAUGAGGCUCUUAAAGCGAAGACUUUGGAGCAUUUAAACAAAUUUGCUGGAGAAGGUCUCCGCACACUGUGUUUGGCGGUGAAGGACCUGAAUGAAAAAGAAUUUGAGACAUGGAGGGUGAAACAUCAUGAGGCAUCUGUCUCCAUGGACGACAGAGAAGAGAGACUGCACCAGAUCUACGAAGAGAUUGAGAGGAAUAUGACCCUUAUAGGUGUGACUGCUAUCGAGGAUAAGCUCCAGGAAGGGGUACAACAGACCAUAGCCAACCUGGCACUGGCACAGAUCAAGAUCUGGGUCCUCACGGGUGACAAGCAAGAAACUGCUGUCAAUGUCGGCUACUCCUGCCAGCUGUUGGAUGAUGACAUGGAGCUGAUGGUGGUUGAUGGAGACUCCACUGUGGAGGUCGUCAAACAACUGGACAAGUACUUGCAGACUAUCCGGAUUGGCAUGCAGUACGGCCAAACCAACAACAGUGUGGUUACUUUCAGUGAUGUGACGAGCAGUGAGUAUGAGCGAGAUCGCACAGUAUCACAAGAGGAGACGGAUGGCAUAGUGUACGCACUUGUGAUCAGCGGUCAGGCGCUGGUUCAUGCGUUGAGCCACGAAGUGGAGGAGACCUUCGUCACAGUCAGCACGCAUUGCAAGGCAGUAAUAUGCUGCCGGAUGACUCCUCUCCAGAAGGCAAUGGUGGUGGAGUUGAUCAAGAAACACAAGAAGGUUGUGACUUUGGCGAUUGGGGACGGAGCUAACGACGUCUCCAUGAUUAAAGUUGCCAACAUCGGUGUCGGCAUCAGUGGAGAGGAAGGCAACCAAGCCAUGUUGGCCUCUGACUAUUCCAUUGCUCAAUUUCGGUUCCUGGAGAGGCUGUUGCUGGUACAUGGCAGGUGGUCCUACUAUCGCAUGUGCAAGUUUCUGCGCUACUUCUUCUACAAAAACUUUGCUUUCACACUGUGCCACUUCUGGUUUGCCUUCUUCUGUGGAUACAGUGCUCAGACUGUGUUCGACCCGAUGUUCAUCUCCGUGUACAACCUGUUCUACACAGCAGCGCCUGUCCUGGCUCUCGGGGUUUUUGACCAGGACGUGGACGACAAGCACAGCCUUCAGUAUCCCCAACUGUACACUCCUGGACACAUGAACCUGUUCUUCAACAAGCGAGAGUUCCUGCUCAGUGCUGUCUACGGCUUUUAUACAUCAGCUGUGCUGUUUCUUCUGCCUUACGGAAUCUACCAUGAGGCAAUCUCAUCCAAAGGCUAUGUAGUUUCUGAUUACAUACUACUCAGUAAUGUUGUAGCCACCAUUCUCAUCAUCGUUGUUACUGUUCAGGUGAUGUUAGACACUUCGUACUGGACUGUAUUCAACCACAUAACCAUCUGGGGAAGCCUGGCCUGGUACUUCGGUCUGCACUGUCUGUACAGUGUCAUCUUACCUGGUACACUUCUGGGCAGUCUGCUCUACGCAAUGCAGGAACCUGUCUUCUGGCUGACAACAUUGCUGACAUCUACUAUACUGAUGGUGCCUGGUGUUGCCUGGAGGUUCUACUUUACUGAUGUGUACCCCACACUGGCAGACAGGGUGAGGCUGAAGCAGCGGGUUACCAAACGCAGGUCCCGUGUGUCAGAGACAAUGACCGUGACUCAGUCUGCGCGGCGCCACCGUCGCUCGAUUCGGUCAGGCUAUGCGUUUGCGCAUGAAGAGGGCUUCGGGAGACUCAUUACAUCAGGAAAACUAAUGAAACGGGUGCCACCACGCACCAACCUCAGCUGUCUGCGACCUGGCACACGACUUGAUAGUAGCGACCUUUGACACGGGCAGGAGGGGGUUGAAGGUCUCCCUCCCGUAUGUCCUGUUUAUCUGCCGUAACUUUCUGUCCAGUAUUACCAGCUCUUGCUCUCUCAUGGUAUGCUUCACUGGUUGAAGUCUGUACCACGGAUGGAUAUUGUAAUGCAAGUUGUACCAAGAGCUCUGAAUACUUUGAUCAGCCAAAGACUGUACUGAUCUAUGGUAUAUUAGUUUUAGUCAUUUAUUUAUAUAUUUGUAUAGUAUUUAUUUUUACAAUGAAGUGUAUUCAGUGGUUCUGAGUAGGUUAUUGAUUUAUUAAGAAACAGUUUGGUGUUAUAUCUCAGGACAUAGUGACCAUCUUUGGUCUUCUAUUAAAUACCAAAGAAACAUU